AUGUCAAGAGUGGUCUUUGAAACUCAAAUCAUCGAUAUCUUUAGAGAGGUCGGAACUGUAGUGUCCUUUCGUCUUGUUUUUGAUAGAGAGACUAGCAAGCCAAAGGGUUACGGAUUCUGCACAUUUCAAGAUCAUGAAACUGCUGCCAGUGCUGUGCGUAAUUUGAAUAACUACGAGAUCUCUGGUCGGCCACUUCGGGUUAAUUUCGCUGAUGCAGAUAAAGAAGCAGGACCAGAUGGACAACCCAUUAACUGGUCUGAAGAAGAUGCGCGACGUGGAGUAUCUUCUCCAGCUCCAGGCGUAGGUGCAACACCCCGUGUACUACAAGGUGUCAAUUCCACAGAAGCAGUGUUACAGGCAGUUGGAUCUUUUCAGGCUUCGCAGCUAACUGAGCUUCUUGGUCAUUUAAAAUUGAUGAUCCAAACCAACCCAGAACAAUGUCGAACACUAUUAAUAAGGAACCCACAGUUGGCAUAUGCAGUGUUUCAGGCACUAAUAUCACUGAAUGCUGUAGACCAGCCCACCAUGCAGAAAAUCUUACAAACUCAAAGUGCACCUCCUGUUGUUCCUGUAGUAGCUGCUACUCCCAUGAUACAACCUAUGGCUCAAACCCCAGCAGUGGCUCCAGCAGGAGCACCUUCCCAAGCACAUUUGGCCAAUUUGAUCGAAGAGCAGCAAAAGCAACUGCUGUUGCAAGUCCUCAAUCUUACACCGGAACAAAUCAGUGCACUUCCAGCGGAUCAGCAACAACAGAUUCUUGCAUUGCGUGCUCAAGUAUUAGGUGUGCAAUAA
Batrachochytrium dendrobatidis JAM81 is the source of this 792-nucleotide messenger RNA. RefSeq lists its product as uncharacterized. Bases 1 to 792 code for a protein of 263 amino acids. Gene Ontology annotation, biological process: mRNA 3'-end processing. Lineage: Eukaryota; Fungi; Chytridiomycota; Chytridiomycetes; Rhizophydiales. The transcript has 8 exons. Gene Ontology annotation, molecular function: mRNA binding. Gene Ontology annotation, cellular component: mRNA cleavage and polyadenylation specificity factor complex. The record is from RefSeq and is a predicted model, not a curated record.